UAAUAUUUCGGCUGAAUGGACGAAAAAUUUUAGUAAAAAAAAGUGAAAAUGUCUUUUAAUAAUUUAUACUGGAGUUUAAUAUUUCUGAAUCUAAACGGGAUCAUUCACUGUCACCGUUUACAGGUGUUUACUGUUUACGUCGUAGUCUGCUUUUACGUGAAAAUAAACUUUAAAAAUCAUUUGUAAUUAUGAGUGAACCUGUAGUUUAUUUAACACGAACUGAAUCUUUCAGCGCUGCUCACAGACUUCAUAGUUCCCAAUUAGAUGACCAUUCUAAUAAGCGCAUUUUUGGAAAAUGUAAUAACGUCAACGGACAUGGUCACAACUACAAAGUUGAGGUAACUGUUAAAGGAAAGGUUGACAAAUGCACUGGAAUGGUAAUGAAUAUUUCUGAUUUAAAGAAAAUUAUGCAGGAUACAAUAUUAGAUGUUCUGGAUCAUAAGAACUUAGAUCAAGAUGUUCCAUUCUUCAAAGAUACAGUGAGCACUACUGAAAAUCUCUGUGUGUUCAUCUGGAAAGAAUUAUCGCAUCAUCUUCCAUCCGGAGUUCUCCAUUGUGUUAAAAUACACGAAACAGACAAAAAUGUUGUAACAUUCCACGGGGAAUAUGUGUAAUUAAGAAAUAGUAAAAAAAAUAAAUAAAUGAAAAUAAAAAUGA
Messenger RNA from Uloborus diversus, 657 nucleotides. RefSeq names its product 6-pyruvoyl tetrahydrobiopterin synthase-like (gene purple). NCBI's taxonomy places the organism in Eukaryota, Metazoa, Arthropoda, Arachnida, Araneae, Uloboridae. Gene Ontology annotation, cellular component: mitochondrion. Gene Ontology annotation, biological process: tetrahydrobiopterin biosynthetic process. The transcript has 6 exons. The coding region runs from base 189 to 614 and encodes 141 amino acids. Gene Ontology annotation, molecular function: 6-pyruvoyltetrahydropterin synthase activity. The record is from RefSeq and is a predicted model, not a curated record.